AUGUCACACCCCAUUACAGCUGUGGAUGCUGCGACGCUUGCGGCGCAUUUGCCGGUCCAGCGGGAAGCGAUCUUGCGUGUAUUGGCACAUGCUAUACCGCCUGCUGCUACGGACGAGCCCUAUGUCGGGCAGGAGUGUGUGGGCCUGACAGAUGCUUGGCGUGCGCUGUAUACGCUGGUCCGCAGUACCCUGCAUCAGGGCGAAGGAAAUAGCUGCCUCGUGAUGGGCGAGCCAGGUUGUGGCAAGUCGUUGGUAGUGGAGUCUGUGCUUCGGCAUGCGGAGCAGCAAGGCACAUCGCAGCAUCCUGCGCCAUGGAUCGUGAGACUGUCGGCUCUUUUGCAUCCCACAGACAGGCAGUGCCUGGCCGAUAUGGCCAAACAGCUCAUGGCACAAGGCGCCAUUGGACGUAGCGAUGUGGACCAUACCAUUGCGCAUGUGCUUGGUCCCGAGGCGGAGACCAUUGAGACCGCGGAGGAGGCGGUCAAACCUGACUGGGACUUGACGACGGCGCCGGAGGACGACGUGUCGGACGAGGAAGAGGAGGAAACACAAACCCUUCCAUCUGCUGUGCCAGACAGUGUUGCUGCAGCGAUUCUAGCCUCCAUGUCUACGACACUAGCCCAUAUUCUGACCUUACUGACUCGCACCUCGUCCACGUCCUCGCACCGGCCGCUCGUGAUUGUCAUCGAUCAGUUUGAGCAGUUUGCUCAUCGCCCACGCCAGGCAUUGCUAUACUGCUUGCUGGAUGCUGUACAGGCCAGUAGCUAUGCACCAGGUAUGAUCGUCAUUGGCGUCACAACUCGUGUGGAUGCGCCCGAAUUUCUCGAAAAACGUGUAAAGAGUCGUUUCUCACACCGCAUUGUGCAUGUAAGUCCACCGUCGCUGGAUCAAUACAUGAUCCUCGCACGUACCGCCCUAUUAGCAGGCACUACACCCGAUCCGUCCUCCUCGUUUGCCACGGCCUGGUACGAAGAGGUGGAUCAGCUCUUGCAAGAUGAGGUCUUUCGCCUGUGCUUGCAAGGCCUGCAUGAACUAAGUGGGGAUGUGCGUUUGCUGUAUCAAUCCCUUGUUGUGCCGAUUGCUGCCCUAACGCCCAGCUCACCAUGUUUGGAGGCUACAGCAUUUCAACAUGCUAUGGCCUCACAACGAAUGGAUACUUUGCAUACGUUCCUGUUAUCGCUGCCUGUCCCUGACAUGACCCUACUCAUUGCUGCUCGGCAUCUCCAGCUGCGUGAGCGUGAGCCAUUUACCUUUGAAAUGUGUUUCUACCACAUCUCGCAAUUUGUCCAGCGAGCUCAACGCGAUAUGGGCCAAAGUGCCACACGUGCUCCCUUGGCCAUUGCAGGGCUGGCCCGGUUGGCUGAACGUGCUACCAUGUGGCAAGCGUAUUGCCGACUGCUGGAAUGGGAACUGUUCCUUCCCGAGCCGGCACGACAAUCCCUCGCUUUGCCCUCGGGCAUUGCGAAUCGCACAGGUCCAGCAACCUCGCCGUAUGGUAUUUUGCCCAGCACGUCUGUAAUGCCGGCCUUCCUCCCUGUACGUUCUCAGAUUUCGGCCAAGGCCAUCCUGGAUAGCGUCCAGCAUCCAGACCGUGCGAUUCCUCUAAGCUCUACGAUCGUAAAAUGGGCCGAAUCCACCGGCGUGUGA
This is a messenger RNA of Malassezia pachydermatis, 1647 nucleotides long. RefSeq names its product origin recognition complex subunit 4. NCBI's taxonomy places the organism in Eukaryota, Fungi, Basidiomycota, Malasseziomycetes, Malasseziales, Malasseziaceae. The transcript has 3 exons. The record is from RefSeq and is a predicted model, not a curated record. Bases 1 to 1647 code for a protein of 548 amino acids. Gene Ontology annotation, cellular component: nuclear origin of replication recognition complex; nucleus. Gene Ontology annotation, biological process: DNA replication; DNA replication initiation. Gene Ontology annotation, molecular function: DNA replication origin binding.